AUGAAAUAUGUAUUAAGUAAUAUAUCUAUAGUUUAUUAGUAGGCUUCUCUGAUAUUAAGCACUGUUUAUUUGUCUUAAAAGUAGGAUUGCUUAGGAAGAUAGAUGUUUAUGUUUAAGAUGUAUAAUUGAAAGAAUGGGAAAGAAGGGAAUGA
Molecule: messenger RNA, 152 nt
Organism: Paramecium octaurelia
Lineage: Eukaryota; Ciliophora; Oligohymenophorea; Peniculida; Parameciidae
Source: the annotation of a GenBank genome assembly